Notodromas monacha is the source of this 1380-nucleotide messenger RNA. NCBI's taxonomy places the organism in Eukaryota, Metazoa, Arthropoda, Ostracoda, Podocopida, Cyprididae. The record is from the annotation of a GenBank genome assembly.
GGGAAUCGAAGUGAGCUGAAAACAAGUCUUUCGGAGCACUAUCUCGAGUGUUGCAGAUAACGGGUGUUGAACUACUUAAAUGAAAGUCAAGAACUGUGUGAAUCGUAAUAAGUCGUAUACCCCGCUAAGAACGGUUUCAGCGACUCGAUCACCGAAGAUGUUGGCGUUCGUUUUCCUCGCGAUCACCAUCGCACUUGCGUCGGCUCAGUAUCCCCAAGAUCAAUGGGUUACCACUGUUAACGGUGUCCCGCAACCCCCAAACACUUUGGUGUUGGACGAAAAUUUCAACAAGCUAGACUUGGACUUGUGGCAGCACGAAGUCACUCUCAGCGGCGGUGGUAACUGGGAGUUCCAGUAUUACAUGAAUAACAGGACCCGCAGUUACACGAAAGACGGGAUCUUGUAUAUAAAACCCGGGUUGUUGUCUGACGUCUCAGGCGAGGUCUACCUUUCCACGGGUACCCUGGAUGUCAACGGCGGAUCUCCUGCUGACGAGUGCACAAAUGCUCAAUUUUACGGCUGCAUGCGUAUUGGAAGCGGUGACAACUACCUGAAUCCGACGACUUCGGCGAGACUUCGAACCGUGAACUCCUUCUCUUUCAAGUACGGAAAGGUCGAAAUUAGAGCAAAAAUGCCCCGCGGAGAUUGGAUUUGGCCCGCUAUGUGGAUGCUGCCGAGGAAAAACGCUUACAACGGAUGGCCUGCUAGUGGAGAAAUCGAUAUUUGCGAGUCCAGGGGUAACAGGGACUUAUCCAUGAACGGCGUUCAAAUCGGGGAACAACAAAUUUCUCAAACUCUGCACUUCGGUCCCUUCUUCCCAGUGAACGGUUACGAAAGCGCACAUUUCGAAAUCAAUAAUCCUGCGGGAUACGGCGCAGAUUUCCAUCUCUACGGUCUUGAGUGGACUCCCGAUUACAUCAAGCUAUCCGUCGACAACACGGUUACUGGCACGUUGACCCCGACUUCUGACAAGGGUUUCUUCGGCAUCCACCCCUUCGAGCAACAGAUUGACAUGGCCACUGUCGAGCACCCGUGGCAACCGGAAAAGGGUGCAACCAAAAUGGCUCCCUUCGACCAAGAGUUCUACCUGAUCUUGAACGUCGCUGUCGGCGGAACCAACGGAUUUUUCCCUGAUGCAGCGACACCUGGGAAGCCGUGGGCAAACACCAGCCCCGUUGCUUUCAGAGAUUUCUGGAACGGGAGAGCUCAGUGGUACCCGACAUGGCAAGGGGACGAUUCCGCCCUGCAAAUCGACUACAUUAAAGUCUGGUCCAUCUAGGAAAAUCAACAGGACAUCAACCCAAAAUAUGACGAAAAUUUCCUUGAAAUUUUUAAAUUGAGAAAUGAAUACAUCUUUCGAGCAUUUUUUCCAAAACAGCA